CUGGUGGCCGUUCCAGAGCUGUGCCAGUGCAGAGACCUGGAGCUAGACUGUGACGGCGCCCAGUUUCACCAUGUCCCAGCGGUGUCCGUUAACGUCACCAUGAUGUGAGUUGCCACACACACACAAACACACACAUUUGCAUCUGACUGGAAGUGUGCAGAUACUUCUAUGAAUUAGAAGAGAAGGAUUCAAAGAAAGUGUCUCUUGCAGUUAUCCAAGCGUUUCUCGCACUUAGCUAAUGAGUGUCUCGAUGGAAGUUUGUUUGUGAAGGUUGGUUUAAGUCUUAGGGCUGUUCUCUCCUGUAAUGGAACAUUAUUUUUCUGAAUUGGAAGAGUAAAACGAGACAUUAACUUCUUUACUGAAGCCUAAUGUAAUGUGAGAAAAACUGAAAACAAGGAAAUCAUUAUGACAGAAGUAAUUUAUCAAAGGAGGAUAUAUUAUAUACAUUAUCAUUUCAAUCCAUACAUUAUGCAAAAGAAUGACUGCAAUGACUAUAAAUUAUCACAUAGAGCUCGCCCUUACUUGGUCUCACAAUUGUGUGUGUCUGCCUGUCAUAUUGUCCCCACAUUGUUUAGAUAAUGGCACAUUGGGGCCCUAUAUUUCUCAUCUGUCCCCAUCCAGUUCCACUUCACUAUUCAUUUGCUCGAUGGGUAAACCUCGAAAGCCCAAUUGCAUAUCAUUGCCGCCUCCUCCUUCUCAAAUUGGCUCGUCUUUCAUCAAGGUCCUGUAGACUGCUGCGGCAUGCUCCGCAUUAUUCACUUUCAAUUAAAAUCCUUUCUUCGCUAAUUUAAAGCUUAUCUCCAAAACCUCGGGUAAACGUGGUCACCGUGCUAAUCGAGGUGGAAUGAGUUUAGAUAAUGAUUAAAAUGGCAAAAUUAUGCAUGAUCUCUGUCACACUAUAAAGAAAGAUGCUCCUUCUGUUUGGAAUAAUGAUAUGCUCUAUCACCAAUUCCAUUUCAAAUGUAAUUGGAAGAUUGUUUGUAUUCGGGACAAUGUGUGGUCACAUAGAAAUGUGAUUAGUUCCAACCUCAAACAGACAAUGGGCCGAGAACCUAGUAAUUAAAAUGAAUAAAAGGUUUUGGCCUUUUUUAAUUCACACAGUAUUGUUUGGUGGCACAAUGUUGUGUUUAUGAUGGUUUUUUUAACCUGGUUGACCUUAUGAACUAUUCACAUCCCAUAGGUCCCUGCAAAGGAACCGACUCCGGAUAUUGAACGGCGACAUAUUCUAUAAGUACCAGAGUCUUCAGAAACUGUAAGUUGUCGUUGAAUUAUUUAUUGCGUUUUAAAAAUGACUUCAGGCGAGAGAAGUCACUUGAUUAAGUUGUAGUCAGCAAGUAAAGCAUUUUGUCAUUCAGAAAAUAUUUUUGAUAGCACUUCAAAAACACUUUCUGAUAGACUAACCACUCAAGGCCACUUUGAUAGCCGCGGACAAAAUUCAAAGCAUUUUCCGUCCCCUUUUGAUGCUUGUGAUGGCCAAAACAAGCUUACAUUGGCUGUUUUUAACAUUAAUUCAGCAAGACUUACCUUUAGAUGAUGGUGUGAGGAAAAUAGACUUUCACAAUUGUUCAGCACAUCAUUCAGUCCAUCUUGUUGUGCCAUCACAUUCGAGGCCGGAUUACCGUAUUAUACUUUUUUGUUGUUGGGGGCCCCCGGAGGUCAGGGCCCCCCCCAGAUAGCAUAUGAACACAUCAUAAGCAAUGGCAAAACAUGUAGAAUUGCAGGGAGUUCGCUUUAAAACUGCCACAUUUUCUCUCAGGCUCAUGGCAAAAUGUAUCAAGUCGUUCAAACAUUAUAGGCCCCAUUUGUUAUGCAUCUUGUCAGACCAUGUAAUGGUUGCUGCAGCCAUUCAUUCACUGAUUUCAUCAUUGAUAUGAUUAUUCAUUGAAAAGUUAUUUGAUAUAAAGCAGGGCUGCUUUUGAAUGCCAGAGAAUGUAAGUGGGCGAGCGUGGAGCAAGGAGCAGAGCUUAAUACGAGCAGAUUUUUAAAAUGGUGUCGGCCUUCUCUCCCGCUCCAAUUUCGCUCUGGUACUGCUCAGCCACAAGCUCGGGGCAUGCUCUGCCUAGCAUUUUUCAUUUCCUUUAUCACUAUUCUUUUAAUUAGGCCUAUUCGGUUGUAAUUGUUUAGCCUGCCCACCCACAGUAGCCUAUAUCUAGAUUAUAUUUGACUUUCUAACAUUAGGAUAUGUUGUUUAUUUUGAAGGACUUCAAAUGUAUUAACGGAUGUUUUAGGUAGGCAAUACAUAGGCUACUGUAAAAUGUAUUUUGGUUUAUCUUGGAAUAGAAACAUCAUAAUAUAAAUCUAUUUAAUGAAGUUAAAAUAUCAGAACAAAACCGUUAAUAAUAAAGGCCAGUAUCAGCUUCAUUUCAUAAAUAAAAGAGAAUAAAUAAUCUCAAACUGCAGCGGUCAAGUGAUUUGUGCACAGAAGCAAGCACCAACAAGCUUCACGUGCAUUGAGCGUGGGAAAUGCGCUCUACAAAUUAAAUAUUAUUAUUAUUAUUAUUAUUAUAAUUAUUAUAAUAAUAAAGGCAAAAAAUACACGUAAAAGCUAAAUUACAUUAAGGAAUAUAAGUGGUAUUAUAGCCAAAAUAUAAACAAGAGAAAGGAGAAUGGAAUAUAUUUAAAAAGCCUAAAAUUGAAAAAUGCAUUGAAAUGAAGCCGCCCCAUGUGAGGAUGCUAUUUCUCAAAAAUCUAUUUCAUUUAAGUAGGGACUGGCACAGAGUCCAGUAGGACAGUGUCACAAGGCUACAUACCCUGGAGGAAUACCAGCCGUCCUGAUUGUGAGCUAGAUUGUGUGGAAUCAAUGUUGGAGUAAGUGAUACUGGGAAGCGAGCACACUACAUUACAUUUACUUUUGUCAUUUGCGACGCUCUUAUCAGAGCGACUACGUGGAUACAUAUUUUUUUUUUAUACUGGCCCGUGGGAAUGAACAAACCUGGCGUGAACGCCAUGCAUAUCAUGAGCUAACCUGCCGCUCCCUCCCUACCCUGGACGACGCGCCAAUGGCACGCCCAUGAUUGGUCGCGGCGGCGCGACAGAGCCUGGAUUCGAACCGGAUCUCUCAGCACAGUAGACUGGAUGCAGUGCUUAGACCACACUGCGCACUCAGGAGUACACUUACCGCUAAGACUAGUUAUCUCACACACUCUGGCAGAGAAGAAGCCUAUGUGAGCGCUUUAAUAGUAGCCUAAACGUACAGUUAAAGGAUCCAUCACUAAUAAAUGAAUGAACUUCAGAGAUAAUAGGCUGGUUUAUGCUGCGAACAACAUGCUUUUAUUAGCCUACCAGAAUCACCUACAAAAAGAGGUUUGUGAUAGGCCUUCAAUUGAAAGGUUUUACCAUAACAGGAAAAAGUACAUUUAAAUCACUGAACUAAAAUGAAGAGAUAGUAAACUUUCAUGAUGACACUGGUGGUCCUCAGUAGCUCAAUUGGUAGAGCAUGGCGCUUGUAACGCCAGGGUAGUGGGUUCGAUCCCCGGGACCACCCAUAUGUAAAGAUUUAUGCACACAUGACUGUAAGUCGCUUUGGAUAAAAGGCAAAAAAAUAGCAUAUUAUUAUUAUAUUAUUACUUGGUUUAAUCUUUGAAGUGUUGGCUAACGGUUUACUGAAACAUAAGUAAGCUAUACGAUUUUCAAUCGCACCGAUGAUAACAACCUAUUAAUUUGAUGAUAAGGCAAAGAAAAAGUAUUGAUUUGAAAGCAUCCUUGAGAUGGACUGCUUGAGAGGGAGAACCGUGCAUGGAUAGAUUUGGCAGACGGGUUGCGAAAUAAAUCCUUGCAUUGCAGGGAUCAACUUGCUGUGGCAGUUUUAUAGCCUCAUGCAUUAGUAGCAGUAAUAAUAAUAAUAAUAAUAAUAAUACAUUGAUUACUACCUUUCUAUUCUGCGCAGGCUGACGCAGACCGAUUAAGCUAUUUCAAACACUUCAAGCUACCAGGAGUCAAAAGCCACCUACUGGGCAAAAAAUGUCUGAGGUCUGAUUAUUUGGACAAUAAUGUUGUGUGGAGUCGUUUUUAUUAGCGGGAAGAAGUUAAACUAAUGUCUAAUUGUGGGGUCUUUGGUAAACAAAAGUGUCACAAUACAUAGGGGCAUAUUUAUCAGUCAGGGCAUUUGAAGCCGAGCAGUGAUCUUCAUGCCUUCUGCCAAACCUGGUCUGAUAUCGCAAAGAAGAUUUGUCCCUUUGGGGAUUUAGAUAAGUACAGUGAGGGAAAAAAUUAUUUGAUCCCCUGCUGAUUUUGUACGUUUGCCCACUGACAAAGACAUGAUCAGUCUAUACAUUUGAAUGGUAGGUUUAUUUGAACAGUGAGAGACAGAAUAACAACAAAAAAAUCCAGAAAAAUGCAUGUCAAAAAUGUUAUAAAUUGAUUUGCAAUAUGAAUGAGGGAAAUAAGUAUUUGACCCCUCUGCAUGACUUAGUACUUGGUGGCAAAACCCUUGUUGGCAAUCACAGAGGUCAGACAUUUCUUGUAGUUGGCCACCAGGAGGGAUUUUGUCCCACUCCUCUUUGCAGAUCUUCUCCAAGUCAUUAAGGUUUCGAGGCUGACGUUUGACAACUCGAACCUUCAGCUCCCUCCACAGAUUUUCUAUGGGAUUAUGGUCUGGUGACUGGCUAGGCCACUCCAGGACCUUAAUGUGCUUCUUCUUGAGCCACUCCUUUGUUGCCUUGGCCGUGUGUUUUGGGUCAUUGUCAUGCUGGAAUACCCAUCCACGACCCAUUUUCAAUGCCCUGGCUGAGGGAAGGUGGUUCUCACCCAAGAUUUGACGGUACAUGGCCCCGUCCAUCGUCCCUUUGAUGCGGUGAAGUUGUCCUGUCCCCUUAGCAGAAAAACACCCCCAAAGCAUAAUGUUUCCACCUCCAUGUUUGACAGUAGGGAUGGUGUUCUUGGGGUCAUAGGCAGCAUUCCUCCUCCUCCAAACACGGCGAGUUGAGUUGAUGGCAAAGAGCUUGAUUUUGGUCUCAUCUGACCACAACACUUUCACCCAGUUCUCUUCUGAAUCAUUCAGAUGUUCAUUGGCAAACUUCAGACGGACCUGUAUAUGUGCUUUCUUGAGCAGGUGGACCUUGCGGGCGCUGCAGGAUUUCAGUCCUUCACGGCGUGUGUUACCAAUUGUUUUCUUGGUGACUAUGGUCCCAGCUGCCUUGAGAUCAUUGACAAGAUCCUCCCGUGUAGUUCUGGGCUGAUUCCUCACCGUUCUCACAAUCAUUGCAACUCCACGAGGUGAGAUCUUGCAUGGAGCCCCAGGCUGAGGGAGAUUGACAGUUCUUUUGCUUGUUUCUUCCAUUUGCGAAUAAUCGCACCAACUGUUGUCACCUUCUCACCAAUCUGCUUGGCGAUGGUCUUGUAGCCCAUUUCAGCCUUGUGUAGGUCUACAAUCUUGUCCCUGACAUACUUGGAGAGCUCUUUGGUCUUGGCCAUGGUGGAGAGUUUGGAAUCUGAUUGAUUGAUUGCUUCUGUGGACAGGUGUCUUUUAUACAGGUAACAAACUGAGAUUAGGAGCACUCCCUUUAAGAGUGUGCUCCUAAUCUCAGCUCAUCAACUGUAUAAAAGACACCUGGGAGCCAGAAAUCUUUCUGAUUGAGAGGGGGUCAAAUACUUAUUUCCCUCAUUAAAAUGCAAAUCAAUUUAUAACAUUUUUGACAUGCGUUUAUCUGGAUUUUUUUGAUGUUAUUCUGUCUCUCACUGUUCAAAUAAACCUACCAUUAAAAUUAUAGACUGAUCAUGUCUUUGUCAGUGGACAAACGUACAAAAUCAGCAGGGGAUCAAAUACUUUUUUCCCUUAUUUUAGGGACUGCAGAUUACCAGCGUGGAUUUCAUAUUAUGCACCAAUAAUCUGUGUUCUCUUUCGGUGAUAUCACCAUUGGAUAUGUCUAUACGCACCAGUCUGUAGUACGUAUCCACAGCUUGGUCAAUAGGCCCAGGUGGAUUGAACGUAGAUGGAGACCUAAAAACACUUUUAUUGGAGACAAAGGGGUUGCAAUCUCUAAAGAACAGUUUCAGAUGCAAUGUGCGUAUGAAUUAGUAGUCGAAGAGCGUUGCAGUUGUGCGUCCUGAUAUUCAGGCUGUAUAAUCCUAUAUGUAUUAUUUUGUAUAUACAGUGCCUUCGGAAAGUAUUCAGACCCCUUGACUUUUUCCACAUUUUGUUACAGCCUUAUUCUAAAAUGGAUUAAAUAAAACAAAUUCCUCAGCAAUCUACACACAAUACACCAUAAUGACAAAGCGAACACAGGUUUUUUAGAAAUACCUUAUUUACAUAAGUAUUCAGACCCUUUGCUAUGAGACUCGAAAUUGAGCUCAGGUGCAUCCUGUUUCCAUUGAUCAUACUUGAGAUGUUUCUACAACUUGAUUGGAGUCUAUCUGUGGUAAAUUCAUUUGAUUGGACAUGAUUUGGAAAGGCACACACCUGUCUAUAUAAGGUCCCACAGUUGACAGUGCAUGUCAGAGCAAAAACCAAGCCAUGAGGUCGAAGGAAUUGUCCAUAGAGCUCCGAGACAGGAUUGUGUCGAGGCACAGAUCUGGGGAAGGGAACGAAAACGUUUCUGCAGCAUUGAAGGUCACCAAGAACACAGUGGCCUCCAUCAUUCUUAAAUGGAAGAAGUUUGGAACCACCAAGACUCUUCCUAGAGCUGGCCACCUGGCCAAAUUUAGCAAUCGGGGGAGAAGGGCCUUGGUCAGGGAGGUGACCAAGAACCCGAUGGUCACUCUGACAGAGCUCUAGAGUUCCUCUGUGGAGAUGGGAGAACCUUCCAGAAGGACAACCAUCUCUGCAGAACUCCACCAAUCAGGCCUUUAUGGUAGAGUGGCCAGACGGAAGUCGCUCCUCAGUAAAAGGCACAUGACAGCCCGCUUGGAGUUUGCCAAAAGGCACCUAAAGGACUCUCAGACCACGCGAAACAAGAUUCUCUGGUCUGAUGAAACCAAGAUUGAACUGAUUGACAAGAGUCACGUCUGGAGUAAACCUGGCACCAUCCCUACGGUGAAGCAUGGUGGUGGCAGCAUCAUGCUGUGGGGAUGUUUUUCAGCAGCAGGGACUGGGAGACUAGUCAGGAUCGAGGCAAAGAUGAACGGAGCAAAGUACAGAGAGACCCUUAAUGAAAACCUGCUCCAGAGCACUCAGGACCUCCGACUGGGGGCGAAGGUUCACCUUCCAACAGGACACGACCCUAAGCACACAGCCAAGACAACACAGGAGUGGCUUCGGGACAAGUCUCUAAAUGUCCUUGAGGGGCCCAGCCAGAACCCGGACUUGAACCCGAUAGAACAUCUCUGGAGAGACCUGAAAAUAGCUGUGCAGCAACGCUCCCCAUCCAACCUGACAGAGCUUGACAGGAUCUGCAAAGAAGAAUGGGAGAAACACCCCAAAUACAGGUGUGCCAAGGUUGUAGCGUCAUACCCAAGAAGACUUGAGGUUGUAAUCCUAGCCAAAGGUGCUUCAACAAAGUACUGAGUAAAAGGUCUGAAUACUUAUGUAAAUGUGAUAUUUCAGUUUUUUAUUUGUAAUACAUUAGCAACAAUUUCAUUAUGAGGUGUUGUGUGUAUAUUGAUGAGGGGAAAAAAACAAUUUAAUCAAUUUUAGAAUAAGGCUGUAACCUAACAAAAUGUGGAAAAAGUGAAAAGGUCUGAAUACUUUCCGAAGGCACUGCAUUUUCUGUAAAUAGUUCACUCAAGUUUAUUGCACCAUACUGGCCGCCUACUUGGUUUCUUUGUCGAAUAUAUAUAUAUAUAUAUAUAUAUAUAUAUAUUUUAGCACAAUAGACACUACGAAAUCUCUGUAUUUUUGAUUUUUAUAGAAUCCACACACAGGGGAGGCUUAAUCUCAGUGUAUUUUAAAGAGAAGGUCGACACAAUUUGUUUUAUCUGCUCGAAUUACACUGUGCUCCUCGCUCCACACUCGCCCACUUACAUGCUCUGGCAUUCAAAAGCAGCUAGUGGCAGAACAAUACCAGUAUCGCAAUACUCAGUGUCAUGGCAAGGAAACAAAACACGAGGCGGAUUUAACUUCUUCAGGAAAACAGCCCUAAUGUUGGAAACAAACAUCAUUAUGUUGACAUCCAGAGUCACAUGUAUUUAUUUUCCAUGCUAUAGCACACAAUAUUUGACAUACAGCAGGUUUUUAAAGGACCAAAGUGUUUGGUCUGCUUCGUGUUUACAUUUUUGCUUUAAAAAAAAAAACGUCCUGGCCCUAAAAGCAGCCCUGCUUUAGGCUGACAAAGAACUGGCAAUGAAUAAUCAUAUCAAUGGAAGGAAUCAGUGAAUGAAUGGCUGCAGCAACCAUUAUAUGGUCUGACAAGCUGCAUUACAAAUGAGGCCUAAUUAGACAAAAUAACAAUUAAGUCGUUCAAACGAGACACUAAUUCGGACUCUGGAUAAGAGCGUCUGCUAAAUGACUUAAAUGUUAAAUUUCAUGCUCUUCUUCACAUUUUGCCAUGAGGAUGAGAGGACAUAUUGCAGUUCAUUUCCUGCUAUUCUACACGUUUUGUACAAAAUGCCCUGAAGCGCAAGGCAAAAAAUAUAUAAUAGACUAUUGGAAUUAUCUGGUUUGAACGACUUAGUAUCUCGUUUGAACGACUUCGUAAAAAAAAAAAAAAAAAGAGUAAAUUUGAAUGAGAUACUAAGUCGUAGAAGGAUUACUGUUAUACUAUUCCAGGUAUUCCUUAAAGAGGUAGGGUUUCAAGUGUCUCCGGAAGGUGGUCAGUGACUACGCUGUCCUGGAGUCACUGACCACCUUCCAGAGACACUUGAAACCCUACCUCUUUAAAGAAUACCUGGAAUAGUAUAACAGUAAUCCUUCUACCCCCCCUCCCCCACCCCCACCAUUAAAAAAAAUAAUAAUAAUAAAUAAAUAAAAAAUAGGGUAAGCUAUAAAACAGCACAGGAGGGGGUGCCUCUGGAGGUAGGUGCCCCGUGGCCCCAAAUGCAGUAGUCUGGAUCACAUUGGCCUUGAAACAUAUUGGCAGCAUGGAAGUAGUAGCAUGAUGAGGAGACUAAAAACAUGCCUCAUUGACUGCCAAUAACUAUCUAUAGAAUAAAGUCAGCUAUGCAGUAUUGUUUGGGUAAUUUUCUUCUUCUAAAAAAACUGUUAUCAAACCACAUACCAUAAAAGUAUGUACCAAUUGGUAUUUUUAUUUUGUUGUUCUACAGGGACCCGUUUAUAUUUAGGUAUUUAAUGUAUACAUGUGAGGCUUCUAUACUUGUUGUAACUCAUUUUUCACUUGUUUGUCAUCGUGACAAUUGUUCUCCUCAACACACAAAUGAAUAUAAGACUAUGGCCGUGUCCGAAUACCUGUCCUUGCAUUCUUAAUAGUAGGCUUUAAAUGCCAGGAUGUCAUACUCAUUUCGGCUUUUCAUCAAGUAGAAGUCGAUGCACACUAUUGAGAAUUGUCAUUUCACACUCACGUAUUUUGACAACAGCGGAUAAUCAAAAUAGGGGUGCUUUACAAAAAUAUACAAAUGGCAGGGAACAAGCGCUAUUGUGCAUUAGAAGCGCAAUUGCACAUACUUCUCAGUAUGGAUUGUUGAUAUUUGUUGCUUACUGCAUACGUUUUUGCUAAACAAAGCGUUUUAAAUAGUAUGUAGUACUAUUAGUAUUUAGUAAGUAGUACAUAUUUUGGACACAGCCAAUGUUAUUUUAAACAAUAUAUUUUUUAACAUACUUCUAACGUACUACUUUUCAGAUAUUUACAACAUAACAGAAUUCGAGCUGUGAGCCCUAACGCAUUCAGAGGACUAUACAAUCUAACAAGACUGUAAGUUCAUUAUAUUCAUCCAUCCAUCCGUGCACUUGACCGUGUUAUGUUGGACUUUAUAAUGAAUUUUGUUGAUUUAAGUUUUCCUUAUCAAAGUUGCUUAUGUUUGAAAUAAAGGGUAAAUAAUUCCUAUGAAUUGUAUCAGUGAACUGUGCAUAUUUCAAAUUAGUAUUUUCUGCCCCAGAUAUUUAAGCUACAACAAGAUAUCCAUCCUGAUGCCCGGGGUGUUCCAAGAUCUACACAAACUGGAGUGGUUGUAGGUUUCCCUAACUGGCACAUUCUGUAUAUCCUGUUUGCAAGACAUACUGCUAACAAAUGCGUACAAAGACUACAUUUUUAGACAGCCUUCAGAACUCUCGCAUAAAGCUUGUGUCGCUGCAGUUUCCUUUAAACCAAUGUUCAACCAAAUACUUAAUUUAUUAAGUGAGCUGAAAAUAAACUCUACCCUUUGGUUGUAGGAUCCUUGAAAACAACAGUAUCCAUGAGAUAUCCCCCAUGACCUUUUCAGGCUUGCGUUCCUUGGUACUCCUGUGAGUUUCAUUUCUACCCUUACCUUCUUGAGUUGGGCUUUUGCUUUUUCCAUCUAAUAAGUUAUUUCAUACAUAGCAGUGGGAAGUAGGGGUGCUGAAGGGUGCUGCUUCACCCCCUGAAAAAAUAAAUAAAAAUAAAAUCAUUAUUAUUAUUUGUAUUUAUUUAAAAAAAUCAAAUAAAAAAAUCACUAAAGUAUUGCCUUUACUAGUGCUGUACAAAAAUUUUUUAAUAGAGACAAUCAGCCCAACCCCCCCCCCCCCCCCCCCCAGCUGGCAAAAUAAAAUAUUCCAGCACCAGCACCCCCACCCCCAAAACUACUUCCCGCGGCUAUGCUUUCAUAUGCACUUUAUUGAAGUGCCCCAGUAUUAUUAAGGGCCAAUGUGAUAUGCUAAAGCAUAUUGUCAGCGAGUGUUGUUUCUUUGAAUGGCACAAAAAUCUGACCUCUCUUGUUUUGAUGUUUUUGUUCGCAGGGUUUUGUUGAACAACGCUCUGACAAAGCUGGAUGACAUCUGCCUGGAAAUGCCAAGACUAAACUGGCUGUAAGUUUGGAAGUCAGCAAAUCAAAGAGCUUUGUUAUCGGCAUGAUAUGACUUUUAAAUAUGUUUUUGUGCACUUGUGUGUCUCCAGGGACAUGGAGGGAAAUCAAAUUGAAAGUGUCGGAAACGUAACAUUCUGGUCGUGCAACAUGAUGACUGUGCUGUAAGUGUGACUUAAUUAUUUUCAAUCUUUAGAAUAGAUUUUGUUUUCCCCAUUUUUGUUAUUGUGUCCUUGGCUAUAACCCAUUCAAAUGCCAAAUAUCUAUUUGUUUCCACAAGGGAUUCUAAAUAGUGGACCCCAAAACAACAAUCUUGUUUAAUUGCUUUUAGAACCAACAAAGAAGAUGAGGGGAAUAAAGUGAGAAAAUGUCUUUGUCUGUUUUAUAAUUCUUUCCUUAACUCUUUCUAGUGUCCUACAGAGUAACAGAAUCAGUCACAUACAUGAACAGGCGUUCUCAUUUCUACAGAAACUUGGGGAAUUGUAAGUUGUUAUGUUUUGUAUGCCUCAGAAAUACCCAGACACAGUGAUACUGCACAUCUUCACCUAUUCCACUGACUUUUUGAAGAAUUCAGAUAAUACCAUAUAAUCAGUUCAGACUGCACUAUAAAUAUACAACAUGUUCCCAGGCCAAGAAGAUGUUCAUUAUGAUUUAUAUUUCAUGAGUUUUGGUUAAUUCUAACAAUUAUUCUGACAUGCAUUUCCACUGGUUUCCGGAUUUGCAGAACAGGUGGUCAUGUAAGCCAUGUAAACCUUGUGUAAGUUUCAUAUAUGUAAUGGAUAAAUGUCUCCGUUCUGUACAUUACCUUGGAAAAAUGAACUCCACAAAGGGACUUGGCUCCGCCUCGUCCCGCUGCAUUGCCCAUUAUUUCCAAGGUAAUGUACAGAACGGAGGCGUUUAUACUGCUUAUACAACAGUUGCCAAAGAAAACAAUACUAAAGCACUCAUUUACCGGUAUAUAUAUAAUAAAAAAGUACAGUGGGGAGAACAAGUAUUUGAUACACUGCCGAUUUUGCAGGUUUUCCUACUUACAAAGCAUGUAGAGGUCUGUAAUUGUUAUCAUAGGUACACUUCAACUGUGAGAGACGGAAUCUAAAACAAAAAUCCAGAAAAUCACAUCAUAUGAUUUUUAAGUAAUUCAUUUGCAUUUUAUUGCAUGACAUAAGUAUUUGAUACAUCAGAAAAGCAGAACUUAAUAUUUGGUACAGAAACCUUUGUUUCAAAUACAGAGAUCAUACGUUUUCUGUAGGUCUUGACCAGGUUUGCACACACUGCAGCAGGGAUUUUGGCCCACUCCUCCAUACAGACCUUCUCCAGAUCCUUCAGGUUUCGGGGCUGUCGCUGGGCAAUACGGACUUUCAGCUCCCUCCAAAGAUGUUCUAUUGGGUUCAGGUCUGGAGACUGGCUAGGCCACUCCAGGACCUUGAGAUGCUUCUUACGGAGCCACUCCUUAGUUGCCCUGGCUGUGUGUUUCGGGUGGUUGUCAUGCUGGAAGACCCAGCCACGACCCAUCUUCAAUGCUCUUACUGAGGGAAGGAGGUUGUUGGCCAAGAUCUCGCGAUACAUGGCCCCAUCCAUCCUCCACUCAAUACGGUGCAGUCAUCCUGUCCCCUUUGCAGAAAAGCAUCCCCAAAGAAUGAUGUUUCCACCUCCAUGCUUCACGGUUGGGAUGGUGUUCUUGGGGUUGUACUCAUCCUUCUUCUUCCUCCAAACUCGGCGAGUGGAGUUUAGACCAAAAAGCUAUAUUUUUGUCUCAUCAGACCACAUGACCUUCUCCCAUUCCUCCUCUGGAUCAUCCAGAUGGUCAUUGGCAAACUUCAGACGGGCCUGGACAUGUGCUGGCUUGAGCAGGGGGACCUUGCGUGCCCUGCAGGAUUUUAAUCCAUGACGGCGUAGUGUGUUACUAAUGGUUUUCUUUGAGACUGUGGUCCCAGCUCUCUUCAGGUCAUUGACCAGGUCCUGCCAUAUAGUUCUGGGCUGAUCCCUCACCUUCCUCAUGAUCAUUGAUGCCCCACGAGGUGAGAUCUUGCAUGGAGCCCCAGACCGAGGGUGAUUGACCGUCAUCUUGAACUUCUUCCAUUUUCUAAUAAUUGCGCCAACAGUUGUUGCCUUCUCACCAAGCUGCUUGCCUAUUGUCCUGUAGCCCAUCCCAGCCUUGUGCAGGUCUACAAUUUUAUCCCUGAUGUCCUUACACAGCUCUCUGGUCUUGGCCAUUGUGGAGAGGUUGGAGUCUGUUUGAUUUUUGUUUUAGAUUCCGUCUCUCACAGUUGAAGUGUACCUAUGAUAAAAAUCCAGACCUCUACAUGCUUUGUAAGUAGGAAAACCUGCAAAAUCACUCCACAAAUUUCUUGUUAACAAACUAUAGUUUUGGCAAGUCGGUUAGGACAUAUACUUUGUGCAUGACACAAGUAAUCUUUCCAACAAUUGUUUACAGACAGAUUAUGUCACUUAUAAUUCACUGUAUCACAAUUCCAGUGGGUCAGAAGUUUACAUACACUAAGUUGACUGUGCCUUUAAACAGCUUGGAAAAUUCCAGAAAAUGAUGUCAAGUCUUUAGAAGCUUCUGAUAGGCUAAUUUACAUCAUUUGAGUCAAUUGGAGGUGUACCUGUGGAUGUAUUUCAAGGCCUACCUUCAAACACAGUGCCUCUUUGCUUGACAUCAUGGGAAAAUCAAAAGAAAUCAGCCAAGACCUCAGAAAAAUAAUUGUAGACCUCCACAAGUCUGGAUCAUCCUUGGGAGCAAUUCCAAACGCCUGAAGGUACCACUUUCAUCUGUACAAACAAUAGUAAGCAAGUAUAAACAUCAUGGGACCAUGCAGCCGUCAUACCGCUCAAGAAGGACACGCUUUCUGACCCCUAGAGAUGAAUGUACUUUGGUGCGAAAAGUGCAAAUCAAUCCCAGAACAACAGCAAAGGACCUUGUGAAGAUGCUGGAGGAAACAGGUACAAAAGUAUCUAUAUCCACAGUAAAACAAGUCCUAUGUUGACAUAACCUGAAAGGCUGCUCAGCAAGGAAGAAGCCACUGCUCCAAAACCACCAUAAAAAAGCCAGACUACGGUUUGCAACUGCACAUGGGGACAAAGAUCGUACUUUUUGGAGAAAUGUCCUCUGGUCUGAUUAAACAAAAAUAGAACUGUUCGGCCAUAAUGACCAUUGUAUGUUUGGAGAAAAAAGGGGGUAGCUUGCAAGCCGAAGAACACCAUCCCAACCAUGAAGCACGGGGGUGGCAGCAUCAUGCUGUGGGGGUGCUUUGCUGCUGGAGGGACUGGUGCACUUCACAAAAUAGAUGGCAUCAUGAGGAAGGAAAAUGAUGUGGAUAUAUUGAAGCAACAUCUCAAGACAUCAGUCAGGAAGUUAAAGCUUGGUCGCAAAUGGGUCUUCCAAAUAGACAAUGACCCCAAGCAUACUUCCAAAGUUGUGGCAAAAUGGCUUAAGGACAACAAAGUCAAGGUAUUGGAUUGGCCAUCACAAAGCCCUGACCUCAAUCCUAUACAAAAUCAGUGGGCAGAACUGAAAAAGCGUGUGCGAGCAAGGAGGCCUACAAACCUCACUCAGUUACACCUGCUCUGUCAGGAGGAAUGGGCCAAAAUUCACCCAAUUUAUUGUGGGAAGCUUGUGGAAGGCUACCCAAAACGUUUGACCCAAGUUAAACAAUUUAAAGGCAAUGCUACCAAAUACUAAUUGAGUGUGUGUAAACUUCUGACCCACUGGGAAUGUGAUGAAAUAAAUAAAAGCUGAAAUAAAUCAUUCUCUCUACUAUUAUUCUGACAUUUCACAUUCUUAAAAUAAAGUGGUGAUCCUAACUGACCUAAGACAGGACAUUUUUUCUAGGAUUAAAUGUCAGGAAUUGUGAAAAACUGAGUUUAAAUGUAUUUAGCUAAGGUGUAUGUAAACUUCCGACUUCAACUGUAUAUGUUCCGUUGCCAUGCUCGCUGGCAACGUUCUUAUCCCUUGCUUGCUAGCUCGCCAACUAGCUAUGGCUAACACAGUCACGACCCCUACAGCCAGAAUAACAGCAAACUAGCUGCAUAUGUGUUUGUUUAAGCUGUUUUCUAUUGACAUUCAUUUAGAUACAUCCAUAACAAUGAGCUGAUAAUGCCCAAUUUUGCGUGGCAUAGCUAGAAAGGUUUGCCUUCUCGUCAGGACACUCGACACUGUUCAUUACGAGGAGAUCGUACUGCAUAUCAAACACUAGGCUAGAAGCUAGCUAAAUAGUUUGUUGCUAGCUGCCAAUAUGACAACUGAAUAAAAAAAUAAAAGUUGCUGAAAACAGCUGGUCAAACUAGAAACGUGGGAGGAUUUGACAGCGUAACGCCACUUGCGUCAUGACUGCAACAGUAAGGACCAGAGAAAGUCAUGUUCAUCACUCACCAUUUUAGGUCAUCAGAUGCUCCAAAAAUAUAUCUCUCUGCAAAAACAAAUCAAUGUUAGCUAGCUAUGUUUUUCAUCGUUGGACCUGCGUUUACAAUGUAUCCAAUUUUGGUUUGUGCAGUUGUUGGUUUAGCUUUCUGUAUCUUUGUAGCAAGUACGGUCUGCAUGUGUAGGCGCAUAUUGCGUCAUGAUUCCAAGGUGUCCCAAUAUCUUUUCCAACUGUCCAUUAUCUGGUUUUAAUGCCCAUUCUAGAAUGCACUUCUGGACAAUCGGAAAUGAGUAUUCAACAAUGCCGUGGUAUAAAUGGUUCUUAUAGUUUGUUUCCAGUAAAUAGCUUUGUCUACACAGAGAUCUGUCCAGCAACAGACUCGUGGCAAUCCCUCCCAAUCUCUUUGUUCAUCUGGGAGAUUUACUACAACUGUGAGUCAGAUCCACACUCUGCUAUAUGCACAUUCUUUGAAUAUGUUAUGCUAUAGUUAUCGUUGAAUAUUAUGUCUUAUAAUUGAUGCUGUUAUUGGAGCUCUGAUGUCAAUACUUUUACAUGUUUUUUAGGAACAUCUCGUAUAACCCUAUCGUGGAUCUCCAAGUUGACCACUUUGAUAACUUGCAUAAAUUGAAAUCAUUGUAAGUAACCUUUAUGUUUGUUUUACUGCUCACUUUGUGCAUGAAUGUUACACUUGAGAGGGAAAAGCAUCAGUAGGGUAGCACUUUAUAAUAACACCUUGUAAUAAGGCAUUUAUAAUGGUUUAGUAAAUAGUUUGUUUAUCAUUUAUGAAUCAUUACACCCACGUGUUAAUGUUAGUAAGCUAGUUAUUCACACAUUGAUAAAAAAAAAAACAUUCAAUCAAAACCGUAACUUUCUAACAUUCAAUCAAACCGUAACUGAAUGCCUUGAUGCCUGUAUGCCUGCUUUACAUAGCAAGCCAUGGCAACGUGACUCACUGUCUGUAGGAGCGAUCCAUUUUUCUGAACGGGGUGGUGUAGCUAAUAAACUGGCCGGUGAGUGUAUACUUCCAUAUUUUAAAAUAAACUGGUACCAUGUUACCUUCAGAUGAGGCUUGUGAGGCUUGUGGGCAUCUUUGAGCAAAACAACCAACAUGUUCUUGUUCGUGAGAGUCUCCUCUUUCCAUGGAGGUACCAUAGCUUAAACGUUCAUGUUUCUUAAUUAUUAUGCUAAUUUGGUGUCCAUGCUGAGAUACUUUUGAAUUACCAGUGUAAUUUCUCACAUUGGUAGACAUUCCAGCAGUACCUGAUGCUCUUUAAGGUCUCAAAAUGGUAAAAGAAUAAGCACACAACACAGGAUGUUUAAGGAAAUAUUUAUUAACAUUUUAUUCACAAAAACUGUUGUAAAACAACUGUUGCAAGGACGUAAGGAAGAGUUGCAAUUAUUUUUUUUAUUUUUUUUUAUUUAACCUUUAUUUAACUAGGCAAGUCAGUUAAGAACAAAUUCUUAUUUGUGAAUGUCUAAUGUCAACCUCGCAAAUGCAAACUAAUCAUAAAACAGGGAGAUGUACCCUCACACACAACAUUAGGCUGGACCGGCCAGUUUUUCUCUAGUAGAUUUUUAUUCCUUCAUUACUACUGAUAUGUGAUUCAGGUAUAAAUAUGUUACAUGUAUAACCUUUAAAUGUUUCCAGUGCGUCAGUGUUUUAACCAUUUAACUAUUUUCACACUUUGCUUUGUUUGGCGGCAUUUUUACUGGGCCUUUAAUAAUAUUUGAAGGUAGUAACUCUUGGCUAGUUCAGCAAAAUAAUGUAUUUAGAUACACUAUAUAUACAAAAGUAUGUGGACUUCGGCCCUGCUAGUGCUGCCCCGGUCAACUGUAAGUGCUGUUAUUGUGAAGUGGAAACGUCUAGGUCAACAACGGCUCAGCCGUUAAGUUGUAGGCCACACAAGCUCACAGAAUGGGACCGCAGAGUGCUGAAGCGCGUAAAAAUCGUCUGUCCUCGGUUGCAAUACUCACUACCUAGUUCCAAACUGCCCCUGGAAGCAACGUCAGCACAAGAACUGUUCGUUGGGAGCUUCAUGAAAUGGGUUUCCAUGGCUGAGCAGCCGCACACAAGCCUAAGAUCACCAUGCGCAAUGCCAAGCGUUGGCUGGAGUGGUGUAAAGCUCACUGCCAUUGGACUCUAGAGCAGUGGAAACGCGUUCUCUGGAGUAAUGAAUCAUGCUUCACCAUCUGGCAGUCCGACGGACGAAUCUGGUUUUGGUGGAUGCCAGGAGAAUGCUACCUUCCCGAAUGCAUAGUGCUAACUGUAAAGUUUGGUGAAGGAGGAAUAAUGGUCUGGGGCUGUUUUUCAUGGUUCGGGCUCGGCCCCUUAGUUCCAUUGAAGGGAACUUUGUGGGAACAGUUUGGGGAAGGCCCUUUCCUGUUUCAGCAUGACAAUGCCCACGUGCACAAAGCGAGGUCCAUACAGAAAUGGUUUGUCGAGAUCGGUGUGGAAGAACAUGACUGGCCUGCACAGAGCCCUGACCUCAACCCCAUCGAACACCUUUGGGAUGAAUUGGAACGCAGACUGCGAGCCAGGCCUAAUCGCCCAACAUCAGUGCCCAACCUCCCUAAUGCUCUUGUGGCUGAAUGGAAGCAAGUCACCGCAGCAAUGUUCCAACAUCUAGUGGAAAGCCUUCCCAGAAGAGUGGAGGCAGUUAUAGCAGUAAAGGGGGGACCAACUCCAUAUUAAUGCCCAUGAUUUUGGAAUUAGAUGUUCGACGAGCAGGUGUCCACAUACUUUUGGUGAUUCAGUGUAUUUGUUUCCUUACCUCGUAAGCAGUCUAUGGACUGCUCUAAACCAUGAAACACACUGAGAAUCUGACUGCCGAUAAGUACUCAUUACAGUAGGAGGCCGUUCCUUCUCUUGCUAGAACAAAAGACGUACCUGCUGCAUACCUGACGAACCUGCCAUUUCUACUUGUAGAAUCGCAAUGCUCCUCAGUGGCCGACAACUUGACUUAAAGCCAAUCAGAGGUCAUGAACCUCCAAGUGGGAGAGCUGACAGGAGUGACGACAAAAAGGAAAAAAUAUGUUGUGCAAGCUAGCGAAUAAAAAAAGAAAUAUAUAUAUAUAUAAUUUUUUAUUCGCUAGCUUGCACAACAUCUUAUAUAUAUACAGCGGGGAGAACAAGUAUUUGAUACACUGCCGAUUUUGCAGGUUUUCCUACUUACAAAGCAUGUAGAGGUCUGUAAUUUUUAUCAUAGGUACACUUCAACUGUGAGAGACGGAAUCUAAAACAAAAAUCCAGAAAAUCACAUUGUAUGAUUUUUAAGUAAUUAAUUUGCAUUUUAUUGCAUGACAUAAGUAUUUGAUCACCUACCAACCAGUAAGAAUUCCAGCUCUCACAGACCUGUUAGUUUUUCUUUAAGAAGCCCUCCUGUUCUCCACUCAUUACCUGUAUUAACUGCACCUGUUUGAACUAGUUACCUGUAUAAAAGACACCUGUCCACACACUCAAUCAAACAGACUCCAACCUCUCCACAAUGGCCAAGACCAGAGAGCUGUGUAAGGACAUCAGGGAUAAAAUUGUAGACCUGCACAAGGCUGGGUUGGGCUACAGGACAAUAGGCAAGCAGCUUGGUGAGAAGGCAACAACUGUUGGCGCAAUUAUUAGAAAAUAGAAGAAGUUCAAGAUGACGGUCAAUCACCCUCGGUCUGGGGCUCCAUGCAAGAUCUCACCUCGUGGGGCAUCAAUGAUCAUGAGGAAGGUGAGGGAUCAGCCCAGAACUACACAGCAGGACCUGGUCAAUGACCUGAAGAGAGCUGGGACCACAGUCUCAAAGAAAACCAUUAGUAACACACUACGCCGUCAUGGAUUAAAAUCCUGCAGGGCACGCAAGGUCCCCCUGCUCAAGCCAGCACAUGUCCAGGCCCGUCUGAAGUUUGCCAAUGACCAUCUGGAUGAUCCAGAGGAGGAAUGGGAGAAGGUCAUGUGGUCUGAUGAGACAAAAAUAGAGCUUUUUGGUCUUAAACUCCACUCGCCGAGUUUGGAGGAAGAAGAAGGAUGAGUACAACCCCAAGAACACCAUCCCAACCGUGAAGCAUGGAUGUGGAAACAUCAUUCUUUGGGGAUGCUUUUCUGCAAAGGGGACAGGACGACUGCACCGUAUAGAGGGGAGGAUGGAUGGGGCCAUGUAUCGCGAGAUCUUGGCCAACAACCACCUUCCCUCAGUAAGAGCAUUGAAGAUGGGUCGUGGCUGGAUCUUCCAGCUUGACAACCACCCGAAACACACAGCCAGGGCAACUAAGGAGUGGCUCCGUAAGAAGCAUCUCAAGGUCCUGGAGUGGCCUAGCCAGUCUCCAGACCUGAACCCAAUAGAACAUCUUUGGAGGGAGCUGAAAGUCCGUAUUGCCCAGUGACAGCCCCGAAACCUGAAGGAUCUGGAGAAGGUCUGUAUGGAGGAGUGGGCCAAAAUCCCUGCUGCAGUGUGUGCAAACCUGGUCAAGACCUACAGGAAACGUAUGAUCUCUGUAAUUGCAAACAAAGGUUUCUGUACCAAAUUUUAAAGUUCUGCUUUUCUGAUGUAUCAAAUACUUAUGUCAUGCAAUAAAAUGCAAAUUAAUUACUUAAAAAUCAUACAAUGUGAUUUUCUGGAUUCCGUCUCUCACAGUUGAAGUGUACCUAUGAUAAAAAUUACAGACCUCUACAUGCUUUGUAAGUAGGAAAACCUGCAAAAUCGGCAGUGUAUCAAAUACUUGUUCUCCCCACUGUAUAUUUGGGCUGGCACUGGCAGUAUGGGAUUAUGGAGAGUUAAUUAAAUUGUUCCUUUGUCAUCUUGCUAGCUAGUUAUCUAGCUGUGGCCAUCUGGCUAGUAUCAACAAGGGCUUUCUACAACAAUAGCAAAUUAGCACAGCUAGCUAGUUAGCCAACAUUGGAUACCUAACAAAGCAAAAUACACAGGGACUAGCAUUGCCAAACUAAGCAUAAGAAUGCAACUCUACUAAUGUUAGCACUUCACUCAGCAUAGUCACACAUCAUACUAUUACAACAGUGUGGCUGUUUUGGAAUAAAAUGCUCAAUAUAUUUUCUUAAAACCUUUUACUACAUUGGGCUAAAUCAGGGUCACACAGAGUGUUUCUUGUCUUAAACAAAUCUACUUUGAAACAAAAGUAUGGUUAUGGGCUUAAAAAAAGAAGACACCUUUACCAUGUCAGAUAUAGAGUUGAAAUAUUGUUCAAUUUUGUGUUUGCAUCCCAAUAUUACACUUUAUAUACAGUACCAGUCAAAAGUUUGGACACACCUACUCAUUCCAGGGUUUUUCUUUAUUUUUACUAUUUUCUACAUUGUAAAAAACUAUGAAAUAACACAUAUGGAAUCAUGUAGUAACCAAAAAAAAAGUGUUAAACAAAUCAAAAUAUAUUUUAUAUUCGUCAAAGUAGCCACCCUUUGCCUUGAUGACAGCUUUGCACACUCUUGACAUUCUCUCAACCAGCUUCAUGAGUUAGUCACCUGGAAUGCAUUUCAAUUAACAGGUGUGCCUUGUUAAAAGUUAAUUUGUGGAAUUUCUUUCUUUCUUAAUGCGUUUAAGCCAAUCAGUUGUGUUGUGACAAGGUAGGGGUGGUAUACAGAAGAUAGCCCUAUUUGGUAAAAUACCAAGUCCAUAUUAUGGCAAGAACAUCUCAAAUAAGCAAAGAGAAACGACAGUCCAUCAUUACUUUAAGACAUGAAGGUCAGUCAAUCCGGAACAUUUCAAGAACUUUGAAAGUUUCUUCAAGUAAAGUCACAAAAACCAUCAAGCGCUAUGAUGAAACUGGCUCUCAUGAGGACCGCCACAGGAAAGGAAGACCCAGAGUUACCUCUGCUGCAGAGGAUGAGGUCAAUAGAGUUACCAGCCUCAGAAAUUGCAGCCCAAAUAAAUGCUUCACAGAGUUCAAGUAACAGACACAUCUCAAAAUCAACUGUUCAGAGGAGACUGCGUGAAUCAGGCCUUCAUGGUCAAAUUGCUGCAAAGAAACCACUACUAAAGGACACCAGUAAGAAGAAGAGACUUGCUUGGGCCAAGAAGCACGAGCAAUUGACAUUAGACUGGUGGAAAUCUGUCCGUUGGUCUGAUGAGUCAACAUUUUAGAUUUUUGGUUCCAACCGCUGUGUCUUUGUGAGACGCAGAGUAGGUGAACGGAUGAUCUCCGCAUGUGUGGUUCCCACCGUGAAGCAUGGAGGAGAAGGUGUGAUGGUGUGGGGGUGCGUUGCUGGUGACACUGUCAGUGAUUUAUUUAGAAUUCAAGGCACACUUAAACAGCAUGGCUACCACAGCAUUCUGCAGCGAUACGCCAUCCCAUCUGGUUUGGGCUUAGUGGGACUCUCUUUUGUUUUUCAACAGGACAAUGACCCAACACUGCUCCAGGCUGUGUAAGGGCUAUUUGACCAAACAGGAGAGUGAUGGAGUGCUGCAUCAGAUGACCUGGCCUCCACAAUCACCUGACCUCAACCCAAUUGAGAUGGUUUGGAAUGAGUUGGACCGCAGAGUGAAGGAAAAGCAGCCAACAAAUGCUCAGCAUGUGGGAACUCCUUCAAGACUGUUGGAAAAGCAUUCCAGGUGAAGCUGGUUGAGAGAAUGCCAAGAGUGUGCAAAGCUGUCAUCAAGGGAAAGGGUGGCUACUUUGAAGAAUAUAAAAUAUAACAUAUAUUUGGAUUUGUUUAACACGUUUUUGGUUACUACAUGAUUCCAUAUGUGUUAUUUCAUAGUUUUGAUGUCUUCACUAUUAUUCUGCAAUGUAGAAAAUAGUAAAAAUAAAGAAAUACCCUUGAAUGAGUAGGUGUGUCCAAACUUUUGACUGGUACUGUACAUCACAGAAGACUGAAAUAUAACAAAAUCUUUUGACAUGGAUGUUCUGUGUUUUCUUUUAAAUUCUAAUAACACUCCCUCCACCCAUGAGGCCACUAGAGGUUGCUUUGGUCAUUCGACUGCAGGAAAGGGGUACACAUCCUCUGUAUUGUAUGCUUAUUGUUUAACCAUUAAUAUGUUCUAGGGUCCAUUUUGCGACCUUAAUGAGCAUUAGGUACUGCUGGAAUGUCUACCAAUGGCAUAUCCAUCUUUUUGUGAGAAAUUUAACUGGUCACUUGAAACAAAGUAUAAAUAGCCCUCACUUUAGAUGAGACCACGCAAACAUACUUUACUAAUGAUUGGUAAAUGGUUUAAGGACCUAUAUUAAACAUCUUAUGAAUCAUUAUUACAUAGCCUACUUUUUAAAAAAAUUAUAAAUGUGUGAAUAACUAGCUACCUAACAUGAACAAAUGUGGGAGUAAUGAUUAAUAAAUGAUUAACUAUUUACUAAUCCAUUAUUAAUGCUUGAUUAUGUGGAGUUAUUAUAAAGUGCUACCCAUCAGUAGUAAUACCAUGUUUAAAAAAUAUAUAUAGUUCUAGUAAAUAUGCAAGGGGCCAUUUAAAUUAAAUGUACAUAAUAAUAAAAAAUUAACAAUUAGGCAAGCAUGAGAGAUUGAUAAAGGGAAGUUGUGUAGAGGUAGUACAUCUUCUCUAUACAUCCCUUUCUGUGGCCCUUUCAGACUAACUAGAAAUCCAUGAUCUACUCCAUGCAAUUUCAUAUACAAUCAUAGCUUGCAUCAUCCCCAGAACAAAGGCACGUGACCUUCCAAUGUGCACCCUUUUAUCAUACAAGACAAUUAUGUGGCUACAUAACAUGCAGUGUUUUAUGUGUUAUCCUAUUGGAACAGAGUGCACUUACUGGCCCAUACAUGAGGAAUUCCCUUAUUCACACAUAUCAGGAAAGACAACAAAUAGCAUUUUAGGUCAAACAUCAAAGCUUCCCCCACCAAACAAAUGUGUAAAAGACCAACAAUUUUGGGGAAAGAAUGUUGCAAAGAGGGUCUCUGAAAUUCAAAUAUUUUGUUUUUCUAUGUGAGCUCCUAAGGGGAACAACUUUUGUUUGUGUUUUUUAGGAGCAUAGAGGGAAUCGAGAUUGGGAACAUACAACGAAGGAUGUUUGAACCACUCAAACAAUUGACCCACAUGUAUGUACUUUGUUCAUUUUGUUUUAUCAUAACGUUUUUGGAAAUUAAAUUUAAGACCAAUCCGAAAUUAAACUAUGAACAAAAUCAUUUUUAUCUGGCAAAAAGAUUGAGUUUAAUGCUUUCGUAAGUUAUUUAAAAAGCAUUUGCACCUCUUAAUUCUUAUCCCUCAUCCAAUAUUUACUUUAACUUUUGCUCUUCCUUUUAUCUUUCAAACCAUUGCAGUUGCAAACUUUUCCACCACUAUUGUAAAAGUGUCCUAGUCAAUCUGGCCCCAGGUCCUUAUCUGAAGCUUCAAGAUGUUCACUCCCAACGGUGUGAUCCUGUCAGGCGACGUGUAUGCGGUUAGCGAAGUCAAAUGCAGGACACAGAGCGGCUGGCAACGUUCUUUACUGAACACAGUAAAAUAAACGUACAAAAACAACAAACCUCCAAACAGGGAGGAAAACACAAAGACCCGUACAUACAAGAAACUGCCGGAAUGACAAACGAACAAUAACACACAAAAUAACCAAUGAGAGAGAGGGGGUAAUAUAGGGAAUACAAUCCAACAUAAUGGGAAACAGGUGUAAACAAUAAAGACCAAACAAGACAAACACCGAAACAUCGAUCGGCAGCAGCUAGUACUCCGGGGACGACGAACGCCGAAGCCUGCCCGAGCAAGGAGGAGGAGCAGCCUCGGCUGAAUCCGUGACAGCCAGGAGGACGCGGAGCAGGGCGAGUCGGAUGACUCCGGUGGAAAUCCCUCAACAGGGACGGAUCUAGGAUGUCCCUCCUAGGGACCCAGCACCGUUCCUCCGGACCGUACCCCUCCCACUCCACGAGAUACUGCAGACCCCCCAUCCGACGCCUCGAAUCCACGAUGGAACGGACUGAGUACGCCGGAGCCCCCUCGAUGUCUAGUGGGGGCGGAGGAGCCUCUCGUAUCUCAUUCUCCUGGAGUGGACCAGCUACCACCGGCCUGAGGAGAGACACAUGGAACGAGUGGUUAAUGCGGUAAUUAAUGGACAGUUGUAACCUAUAACAUACCUCGUUCAUUCUCCUCAGGACUUUAAAUGGCCCCACAAACCGAGGGGCAGGUUUCGGGUCGAGAGCCAGACCCGAUCUCCCGGUGCAUAAACCGGAGCCUCACUGCGGUGGCGAUCGGCACUCGCCUUUUGCCAUCUAAUAGCCCGCUGCAGAUGGACAUGCGCAGCGUUCCAUGUUUCCUCCGAGCGCCGAAACCACUCAUCCACCGCAGGGGCUUCGAUCUGGCUCUGAUGCCAGGGUGCCAGGACCGGCUGAUAACCCAGCACACACUGAAAAGGCGUAAGAUUAGUGGAGGAGUGGCGGAGUGAGUUUUGGGCUAUCUCUGCCCAGGGGAUAUACCCCGACCACUCCUCCUGCCGGUCCUGGCAAUAGGACCUGAGAAACCUACCCACAUCCUGGUUUACUCUCUACACCUGCCCAUUACUCUCAGGGUGAAAACCCGAGGUAAGGCUAAUCGAGACCCCCAGACGUUCCAUAAACGCCCUCCAGACUCUAGAGGUGAACUGGGGACCCCGAUCAGACACUAUAUCCUCAGGCACCCCGUAGUGCCGGAAGACGUGAGUAAACAGGGCGUCAGCCGUUUGUAGGGCUGUAGGAAGACCUGGCAUAGGAAUGAGACGGCAGGCCUUAGAAAACCGAUCCACAACGACCAAGAUCGUGGUAUUCCCCUGGGAGGGGGGAAGGUCCGUGACAAAAUUCACCGAUAGGUGAGACCACAGCCGUUGUGGAACGGGUAAGGGUUGUUACUUCACUCUGGGCAGGUGUCUAGGCGCCUUACACUGGGCGCACGCCGAGCAGGAAGAAACGUAAACCCUCACGUCCCUAGCUAAGGUGGGCCACCAGUACUUCCCACUAAGGCAGUGCACUGUCCGACCAAUACCAGGAUGACCAGAGGAGGGUGACUUGUGAGCCCAAUAUAUCAGUCGAUCACGAACCUCGAGCGGCACGUACCUCCGUCCCUCUGGACACUCUGGGGGAGUAGGGUCGGCACGUAACACCCGCUCGAUGUCUGCAUCGACCUCCCACACCACCGGUGCCACCAGACAAUACUCUGGAAGUAUGGGAGUGGGCUCAAUGGACCUCUCCUCUGCGUCAUAACGUCGGGACAGGGCGUCUGCCUUAGCGUUCUGUGACCCUGGUAUAUAAGUGAGCUUAAAUACAAACCGGGUAAGAAACAUGGCCCACCUAGCCUGACGAGGGUUCAGUCUCCUCGCUGCCCGGAUGUAUUCCAGGUUACGAUGGUCAGUCAGAAUGAGAAAAGGGUGUCUAGCCCACUCAAGCCAAUGCCUCCACACCUUCACGGCUUGGACCACCGCUAGCCGCUCCCUGUCCCCCACGUCAUAAUUGCGUUCCGCCGGACUGAGCUUCUUAGAAUAGAAAGCACAGGGGCGGAGUUUUGGAGGCGUGCCCGAGCGCUGAGACAGUAUAGCACCGAUCCCCGCCUCGGAAGCAUCCACCUCAACUUGGAACGCCAAAGAGGGAUCCGGAUGUGCCAGCACCGGAGCCGAGGUGAACAGGUCCUUCAGAUGUCUAAACGCCCUGUCCGCCUCAGCCGACCACUGCAAACGCACCGGGCCCCCCCUUAGCAGGGAGGUGAUGGGAGCUGCUACCUGUCCAAAACCCCGGAUAAACCUCCUGUAGUAAUUGGCAAAACCCAAAAACCGCUGCACCUCCUUCACCGUGGUGGGAGUCUGCCAAUUACGCACGGCUGAAACGCGGUCAAUCUCCAUCUCCACCCCUGACGCGGACAACCAAUGUCCCAGGAAGGAGAUGGACUCCUGGAAGAACAGACAUUUCUCCGCCUUCACAUACAGGUCAUGCUCCAACAGUCUACCCAGCAUCCGACGCACCAGGGAACACAUGCUCGGCUCGUGUAGCGGAGAAUAUUAGAAUGUCAUCAAUAUACACCACUACACCCUGUCCAUGCAAAUCCCGGAAAAUCUCGUCCACAAAUGAUUGGAAGACUGAAGGAGCAUUCAUUAAACCGUAUGGCAUGAUGAGGUACUCAUAGUGACCCGAGGUGGUACUGAACGCUGUCUUCCACUCAUCUCCCUCCCUAAUGCGCACCAGGUUGUACGCGCUCCUGAGAUCCAAUUUUGUGAAGAAUCGCACCCCGUGUAAUGACUCCGUCAUACUAGCAAUCAGAGGGAGAGGAUAGCUGCAUUUGAUUGUAAUCUGAUUGAGACCACGGUAAUCAAUACACAGGCGUAAACCCCCAUCCUUCUUCUUCACAAAAAAGAAACUUGAGGAUGCAGGAGAAGUGGACGAUCGUAUGUAACCCGGUAUCAGAGAUUCGGUGAAGUAUGUUUCCAUAGCUGCCGUCUCCUCCUGAGACAGGGGAUACACAUGACUACGAGGAAGCGCAGCGCCUACCUGGAGGUCUAUCGCACAAUCCCCCUGCCGAUGAGGUGGUAAUUGAGUCGCCUUCUUUUUACAGAAGGCGAGUGCCAAAUCGGCAUACUCAGGAGGAAUGUGCAUGGUGGGAAUUUGGUUCGGACUUUCCACCGUCGUUGCCCCUACGGAAACACCUACACACCGCCCGACACACUGAUCAGACCAUCCCUUGAGAGCCCUCUGUUGCCAUGAAAUGUUGGGGUCAUGAGAUGUUAACCAGGGAAGCCCCAACACCAUGGGAAACGCAGGAGAAUCAAUCAAAUACAACUGUAUUAUCUCCUCAUGGCCCUCCUGCGUCUUCAUCUUAAGUGGCGCUGUGACCUCCCUAAUCAAUCCCGACCCUAAAGGGCGGCUAUCUAGGGCAUGGAUGGGGAAGGGCACAUCAACUGGUACAAUAGGAAUCCCUAACUUAUACGUGAACCGGCGAUCGAUAAAAUUCCCAGCUGCGCCUGAAUCUACUAGCGCCUUAUGCUGGGAAUGAGAAGAAACCUCGGGAAACACAACUUUAAUACACAUAUGUACAACAGAGAGCUCUGGGUGAGUUGGGUGCUUACUCACCUGGUAUGACUCAUCAGUGCGCGGCCUACUGCCUCUAUUCCUAGGAGACCCUCCCCAGCACCGAACCGCAGUGUGUCCUCUGCGGCCACAGUUGGUGCAGGGGAUGGCCUCUCUCCUGGUCUCUCUCCUCGUCUCCCUAGCACCAGCACCCCCGAGCUCCAUAGGGCUCGGCUUGGAAGUGCUGGGGGAUGGAAUGGACGUCCCCGACUCCGGACGUCCGUGGGUAGCCAACAGGGUAUCUAGGCGAAUCGACAUGUCCACCAGCUGAUCGAAGUUUAGGUUGGUGUCCCUGCAGGCCAACUCCCGACGAACGUCCUCCCUCAAGCUGCACCUGUAGUGGUCGAUGAGGGCCCUCUCAUUCCAUCCCGCAUUGGCAGCCAGAGUCCGGAAGUCCAGUGCGAAGUCCAGUGCGAACUCCUGCGCGCUCCUCUUCCCCUGUCUGAGGUGCAACAGACGCUCACCCGCCGCCUUCCCCUCUGGGGGGGGAUGAUCGAACACCGCCCUGAAGCGGCGGGUGAACUCUGCGUAGUUGACUGUAGCGGCGUCUAUUCCCCCCCACUCGGCGUUGGCCCACUCCAGUGCCUUGCCGGACAGACAGGAGAUGAGGGCAGACACGCUCUCGUAUCCCGAGGGCACCGGGUGGAUGGUUGCCAGGUAGAGUUCCACUUGGAGCAGGAAACCCUGACACCCGGCCGCGGUGCCAUCAUAAGCCCUCGGGAGCGAGAGCCGAAUCCCACUGGACUCCGGAGGUGAGGCGAUGGGUAUAGUUGAUGGUGGUGGUAUCCUCGGAGGAGGUGUGGGCAAACCUCCUCUUUCCCAUCGCUCCAAGGUGUUCAUCACCCCUUCCAUGGCGGUGCCAAGAGCCUGGAUCAUGGCCGCUUGUUGUGUUACACGCUCCUCCAGUGAUCCAUCUGGCACCGCCACUCCUGCUGACUCCAUGUCUUGGUGUGUUAUUCUGUCAGGCGACGUGUAUGCGGUUAGCGAAGUCAAAUGCAGGACACAGAGCGGCUGGCAACGUUCUUUACUGAACACAGUAAAAUAAACGUACAAAAACAACAAACCUCCAAACAGGGAGGAAAACACAAAGACCCGUACAUACAAGAAACUGCCGGAAUGACAAACGAACAAUAACACACAAAAUAACCAAUGAGAGACAGGGGGUAAUAUAGGGAAUACAAUCCAACAUAAUGGGAAACAGGUGUAAACAAUAAAGACCAAACAAGACAAACACCGAAACAUCGAUCGGUAGCAGCUAGUACUCCAGGGACGACGAACGCCGGAAGCCUGCCCGAGCAAGGAGGAGCAGCCUCGGCUGAAUCCGUGACAGAUCCCAAGCUGUGCGUUACAUAAUUGACAUGCCUGUGAGUAAGGUCAUCCCAAAACAAUGUUGGUCCAGGAUGAGAUUAAUUGAAAAAACCAAUCCUUGUCCUCUCACCGUGUGCUGCACAACUUUGUAUCAUAUACUUUUUUGCUCCGCUUCUAUGCAACCUUUGGAUGUGCACUAUCCCCUAUCCUGAUAGGGGCCCUGAAACAAUCACUAACCCCUACACCCUAGGCAAUUGUGUAGAUCUGAAAGGACAUGAUAGAUGUAAGCAAUAUGGCAGAAAUACCACCUAGCCUAUCAGAGCGCAAGGUAGAGCUUAAUCACAUAUUGCUUCAGAUCAUGAACUGCCUAGAGCAGUGGUUACCAACCGGUCGAUAGCGAUCGACUGGUCGAUCUCCAAGCCAUUCCUAGUUGAUCACCAAACAUUUCUGGAAAAAAACAAUGUUAAAGCCUUGCGUUCCUAUUUUUUAAAAAUGUGUUUCGCACUGUUGUCGGUAGGUGCACUAGAUUCCCAUUUUGAACCAUUUCAUGUGUCUGAAGAUAGAACUCUGCCUACCUGGCAGGCCCAGAGAGCAAAUCAAGUGCACCUAUAGGCAAUGUUCCCUCUAAGCUACGCACGUGAGUGACCGCACACUUCCUCCAGGACUGCUGCGCAGAAGAAAUGCCAUGCUGCGCAGAGAGGCAAGAGAUUGAAAUUCCCUGACCAACCCAUUAGUUUGCACUAUAUACAGUACCAGUCAAAAGUUUGGACACACCUACUCAUUCCAGGGUUUUUCUUUAUUUUGGCUAUUUUCUACAUUGUAGAAUAAUAGUGAAGACAUCAAAACCAUGAAAAAUCAAAAUAUAUUUUAUAUAUGAGAUUCUUCAAAGUAGCCACCCUUUGCCUUGAUGACAGGCAAAGAACAGCUCAAAUGAGCAAAGAGAAACGACAGUCCAUCAUUACUUUAAAGGCAUGAACUGACCAGAAAAUGUCAAGAACUUUGAAAGUUUCUUCAAGUAAAGUCGCAAAAACCAUCAAGCACAAUGAUGAAACUGGCUCUCAUGAGGACCGCCACAGGAAAGGAAGACCCAGAGUUACCACUGCUGCAGAGGAUAAGGUUAUUAGAGUUACCAGCCUCAGAAAUUGCAGCCCAAAUAAAUGCUUCACAGAGUUCAAGUAAAAGACACAUCUCAAAAUCAACUGUUCAGAGGAGACUGCGUGAAUCAGGCCUUCAUGGUCGAAUUGCUGCAAAGAAACCACUACCAUCAAGAAGAAGAGACUUGCUUGGGCCAAGAAGCACGAGCAAUCGACAUUAGACUGGUGGAAAUCUGUCAUUUGGUCUGAUGAGUCCAAAUUUGCGAUUUUUGGUUCCAACCGCGGUGUCUUUGUGAGACGCAGAGUAGGUGAACGGAUUAUCUCCGCAUCUGUGGUUCCCACCGUGAAGCAUGGAGGAGGUGGUUUGAUGGUGUGGGGGUGCUUUGCUGGUGACAAUGUCAGUGAUUUAUUUAGAAUUCAAGGCACACUUAACCAGCAUGGCUACCACAGCAUUCUGCAGCGAUACGCCAUCCCAUCUGGUUUGCGCUUAGUGGGACUAUCAUUUGUUUUUCAACAGGACAAUGACCCAAAACACACCUCCAAGCUGUGUAAGGGCUAUUUGACCAAGAAGGAGAGUGAUGGAGUGCUGCAUCAGAUGACCUGGCCUCCACAAUCACUCGACCUCAACCCAAUUGAGAUGGUUUGGGAUGAGUUGAACCGCAGAGUGAAGGAGAAGCAGGCCAACAAGUGCUCAGCAUAUGUAGUCUCCUUCAAGACUAUUGGAAAAGCAUUCCUCAUGAAGCUGGUUGAGAGAAUGCCAAGAGUGUGCAAAGCUAUCAUCAAAGCAAAGAAGAAGAAAAAAUGGUCUGUCCCAAAUUUUGGUCUGUCCAAAAUGUUUACUGGUACUGUAGAUUUUUUCUGUGAUCGAAUCAACAUUAUAUCAGGCCCUUGUCAAUGCAACAAAUCUAACUUUGUAAGAUUGCGUCUUUGAUUUUGUUGUAGGCAGAGAUAGAGUGCAAUGGAGAAGAAUUCUCUUGGCGGGGUAGCCCAUGAGCGUUAUUUCAAUCACCCGUGAGUAAAUGCGCUUUUCAGAUCAGUUUAGAUCAGAGCGCAGAGCGAAGCGUGCGCACAUUUGUUGAUAUUAUUUGCUAGUUAGCGAGUUAUUAGCCCAGUUAUAGGUAAGUAUGGGUCAGCAAUGGGGAGUUACUGCUUCAUGCAAGCACAAAAUGUGUCUUUGAAAAGCCAGUCCGGUGUCUUAAUUAAAGGGCAGUGUUGUAUUUUGAGACAGGCUUGAAUAUGUAAAUAAGCCAAUAGGAGAGGGGAAGCCUGCAUUGUCUAAUUCUCUGUAUGGUAAUAAUAAUUCAUUUGAUUUUGUAAAGUGGUUUCUUGCAUCAUGCAACAAUGCAAUUUACAGUCACCAAUUUGACCCAUGGUUUUACAGACCAAGUAAAAAAUAAAAAUAAAUAAUGUCAAGCCCUUCAUAACAUGAAAAACUGUUUUAAAGUCUCAUGCAAUGUAGGCCUGCAUUGAACACCACAUAUAGGCUACUGUAGGCCAUAGAAAUCAAAAGCUAUUUCCAUGUGAAAAUGUUAUGGGAUUUGCUCCAUUGGUUUUGUUGGAAGGCCUACAUUAUGCUCAAAUAGCCACAAUAGCCUAUUGGCUGCUGUCUAAAACUGUAAGGGUUCAGCUUCAGUGUUCAAAAUUCUCGCAAUGUUCAAGUUUUCCGCUCACAAGACCAAAAAGUUUGCUCAGUGCACGAAAACAUUUGAGGGAACAUUGCCUAUAGGCCUACCGCUGGCCAAUAAGAUAGCUCAGAUCACAGUGUCUGCACAGUUACCUUGCGCCAUAGACCGCUGCUCCCUCCCCUCAGACUUACCAUCAGAUGCAGGCCAUCAGUCCAGUAAAAUAUAUAUAUAAAUAUAUAUAUAUAUAUAUAUAUAUUAUGCUCACUCAGCUGUGCCUCACAGGUAAUACAACAAAUUAUAUAUUACCAGUGUAAUCAUAUAGGCUACCUACAAUUUUGAAAUAUAAUUUCAAAAUGGUCUGAGAAGAACAACAUGCAGUGAUAAUGUAUUGGGCCUAUGGCCUACUGCACAAACCUCAUUGCUACAGAACUGUUUUUAAUUGGUUAAUGUUUUUAGUUUUUGAAGUCAUGUUUAAAAAAAAUAUCUGAGCGGUAGAUCUCGGCUUGCAUUUUGACUCAGAAAGUGAUCUUGACUCAGAAAAGGUUGGUGACCACUGGCUUAGAGGCUAGGGGCUAGGAAUGGUAUCUGGAGUCUCCUGCUUUCAUCCUGUUCAUUGAUUUCCCUCUUUGUGUUUAGUUACUUUAAGAAGUUCCAGUACUGCGGCUACGCCCCUCACGUGCGCAGCUGCAAGCCCAACACGGACGGCAUCUCGUCCUUCGAGGACCUCCUGGCCAACAUCGUCCUGAGGGUGUUCGUCUGGGUGGUGUCUGCCACCACGUGCUUCGGCAACGUCUUCGUCAUCUGCAUGCGCUCCUACAUCCGAUCGGAGAACAAGCUCCAUGCCAUGUGUAUCAUCUCCCUAUGUUGUAAGAGACACCUUUCAUAUCAAUUCAACUCAGGCCCCGAUUCAAUAGAUUUUAGGGCUGACCCCAAUUAUAUAUAUAUUUUUUUUAUGGCACACGAGACACCUGUCUUAUUUGUGCCCAUCUCAGUGAACUAAUCCAUUGCGGAGGCCAAGACUAAUCCAUUGCGAAGGCCUUGGUGAUGGCACAGUAGAAGGGGAGUGUGGCUGCGCAAUGCACGUCUAUCUCCCGUCAAUUUGUGCACAUUCAUUGUUUCAUAACUUCAUUGUGUGAAUUGUUUGCAUUUGAUUGUUAGUGUCUAUCAAGUCCCCAUUACAUAUCACCAUUAGUACAUUUCCCGUUAAUUCCUUUCAUUUCUAAUCUACAAUGUUUGUUUGGUUACGGUAAUGUCUGUUAAUGUAUUCAAUAUAUUAUUAUUCUAGUCUUUUACCGUUCUCAUUGUCGGAGUGGACACAUUGUUUGCAGAGUGCACAACCUAUGCUACACUUGUGAGAAACAAGUAAUGUUUUCUUCACCUCACACAGCAAGAAAAAAAAGUCUGUUUUUACAUCCAUUGAGAAUGACAAUUCUUCAAUGUAUUUGAAAAAUCAUUCCAGCUCUCUCCCUUUCGAUAACCACUCCGCGUGAAAGGGAAAAAUGUCAUGCUCUGAUCCAUAAAAUGUCAUAAAAUAGGCCUACCUGAUAACUUCUUAUCCGUUGUAUAAAUAGCCUACAGCUGUGUCUGUCCGGAGCUCACUGGCACAGGAAACUCUGAGGGCCCAGAAUAUUUUAUACAAUGUGGCAAGGAUCUUCAGGCUGGACCCAAGUUAAUAGUUGAUACAAUGGUUCAAGUUUGUUGCAGACAGGCCAUGCGUAGCCAAUGUGAUUUAUAAGAUAAAAAUAAAUAAUCUGGAUAUUUUCUACGGGCAGGCUGCAAUGUUUUUAGUUGUUAAAUGAAACUGUUCCACGAAAAUGUGCAUCUGAAAACCAUAACUGGCACGCAGAUCAGUAGAAAUGGUAAGAUAAAUUGGCAUUCCACAUGAGAAAGUUUGCCGACUCCUCAUGUAGCCUAUUACCGGCAAUUUCAGGAGAGUAACUGCAGAAUCUGCGAAAGCCAGUAGGAGCUGGAGGAUGAUGGUCGGGACAGGUUAAGGUUUUUUUCUUCAAGUUAUCUUGAUCUUUGGCUCCCUCUUGAGUAAUUUGUGUUUUAUUUCAUCAAACAGUGAGCUUAAAGCAUCAGACAAGCUCAAUGGGGGGGGGGGGGUUCGGGGACAGCCCAAUUUGAUUAAAAUAAAGAAAAACCACACUGCAGCUUCAAUCAGAAUGUUUAUGCUGUAUUGUAAGGGAAGGUGAGGUUUUGCGUCAAUAUCCAGUGACAAUGUCCGCGAGAGGGACAGCGUUCUGGGUGUGUCAUAUAAGACGUGGUGAACACCUCAGAUAGAGUGAACAUUCUUAUUGAACUGUAAGUGCAGGUUUCUCUAUUCAGCAAACAAAUGAAUUGGGGUCUUUAGCUUUGAUAUGCAGGUUUAGCUUUUGAACUGUCGACAUUCAAACCAUUGGUACAUAGUAUGUUUAUGUCUUACUACCCUGGGAGUCGGAGAGAGGGCUACAUUAUCUGGCUACAUAACAUGUCUUUGUGCCUUCGCUACAAGCCAGGCCCACCUUUCUGCUCAAUUAAACAGGCUUUGUCACAAAUGCGGUGAUGCAGGGAAUGAGAUAGACAUAUUAAUGGUUACUUCCUUGGAAGUCAGCAGGAUAGCUAUAUUACCUGCAUUUUCCCCUGUAUCUGUGCCCUGCACAGUGAGGCACACCUUUCUGUUCAAUUUAACUAAACUUUGCUACAGUAUGCAAGGCUUGAGAUAAUAUUAAAGCUGAUCUACAGUGAGGGAAAAAAGUAUUUGAUCCCCUGCUGAUUUUGUACGUUUGCCCACUGACAAAGAAAUGAUCAGUCUAUAAUUUUAAUGGUAGGUUUAUUUGAACAGUGAGAGAGAAUAACAACAAAGAAAUCCAGAAAAACGCAUGUCAAAAAUGUUAUAAAUUGAUUUGCAUUUUAAUGAGGGAAAUAGGUAUUUGACCCCCUCUCAAUCAGAAAGAUUUCUGGCUCCCAGGUGUCUUUUAUACAGGUAACGAGAUGAGAUUAGGAGCACACUCUUAAAGGGAGUGCUCCUAAUCUCAGCUUGUUACCUGUAUAAAAGACACCUGUCCACAGAAGCAAUCAAUCAAUCAGAUUCCAAACUCUCCACCAUGGCCAAGACCAAAGAGCUCUCCAAGGAUGUCAGGGACAAGAUUGUAGACCUACACAAGGCUGGAAUGGGCUACAAGACCAUCGCCAAGCAGCUUGGUGAGAAGGUGACAACAGUUGGUGCGAUUAUUCGCAAAUGGAAGAAACACAAAAGAACUGUCAAUCUCCCUCGGCAUGGGGCUCCAUGCAAGAUCUCACCUCGUGGAGUUGCAAUGAUCGUGAGAACGGUGAGCAAUCAGCCCAGAACUACACAGGAGGAUCUUGUCAAUGAUCUCAAGGCAGCUGGGACCAUAGUCACCAAGAAAACAAUUGGUAACACACUACGCCAUGAAGGACUGAAAUCCUGCAGUGCCCGCAAGGUCCCCCUGCUCAAGAAAGCACAUAUACAUGCCUGUCUGAAGUUUGCCAAUGAACAUCUGAAUGAUUCAGAGGAGAACUGGGUGAAAGUGUUGUGGUCAGAUGAGACCAAAAUGGAGCUCUUUGGCAUCAACUCAACUUGCCGUGUUUGGAGGAGGAAGAAUGCUGCCUAUGACCCCAAGAACACAUCCCCACCGUCAAACAUGGAGGUGGAAACAUUAUGCUUUGGGGGUGUUUUUCUGCUAAGGGGCCAGGACAACUUCACCGCAUCUAAGGGACGAUGGACGGGGCCAUGUACCGUCAAAUCUUGGGUGAGAACCUCCUUCCCUCAGCCAGGGCAUUGAAAAUGGGUCGUAGAUGGGUAUUCCAGCAUGACAAUGACCCAAAACACACGGCCAAGGCAACAAAGGAGUGGCUCAAGAAGAAGCACCUUAAGGUCCUGGAGUGGCCUAGCCAGUCUCCAGACCUUAAUCCCAUAGAAAAUCUGUGGAGGGAGCUGAAGGUUCGAGUUGCCAAACGUCAGCCUCGAAACCUUAAUGACUUGGAGAAGAUCUGCAAAGAGGAGUGGGACAAAAUCCUUCCAGAGAUGUGUGCAAACCUGGUGGCCAACUACAAGAAACGUCUGACCUCUGUGAUUGCCAACAAGGGUUUUGCCACCAAGUACUAAGUCAUGUUUUGCAGAGGGGUCAAAUACUUAUUUCCCUCAUUAAAAUGCAAAUCAAUUUAUAACAUUUUUGACAUGCGUUUUUCUGGAUUUUUGUUGUUAUUCUGUCUCUCACUGUUCAAAUAAACCUCCCAUUAAAAUGAUAGACUGAUCAUUUCUUUGUCAGUGGGCAAACGUACAACAUCAGCAGGGGAUCAAACACUCCCCCCCCCCCCCCCCCCCAUCCCAAAAAAAAUACAAAGCUUGAGAUAUACAGUAUGUCGAGAGCUUGGGACUAUAAGGUUCAAUCUGCAAAAAGAUUAAAUGGCUUUAAAGUUCCGAACCCUCAUUGGUUUGAAUGGUGUCAGCAAUUUUUAUAUUUUAUUAUUUUGAACUUAACAACAUGAAUUGGGGUAUUAAUAGGACUAUAUAGGUAGAGAACAUUGAACAGAACAAGGCUAUGUCAAUAACUAAACUUUGACAAAAAUGCAGAUAGAACCUUAUAGUCCCAAGCUCUCUAUGUAUUUAGGACUUAUCCUUGUGAAGAUCAGAAUGUGUUUGGCAGACCCCCCACCAUCCUUUACACUUUAAUGUUGGUAGGUGUCAGAUGAAAAAAGCUUUUUUGAUUUGCACAUUUGGUACCUUUCCACAUCAAAGGAUGUGCAAUGACACGGUCUAGAGCUAUGUUAUGGAAUGAGUCACUGAGUCCUGUAAGAGAGAGAGCCCAGUGCCAUACAGAGGAAAUGUGAGCUGUAAAUAUGUUGUCUGUUUUGGCAUCACCGUUACUGUAGUCAAAAACCAGCCAGAUGAAUUUGUCUUGGACCAAAAUGUCAUAUGUAUUCAAUUUCCAUGGGACAUUUCUGUUUGAUUUCCUUGCGCAAAUAUUUCAUCUCUAAGUUGAUUGAUGGCUUACUGAAAAAGGGGACAUCUCAGCAGAGUCAAACAGACUUCAAAGUUUGGUUAAAGCUUAUUGCAAAUAUGGAGGUUUAAGAUUAAGUUAAUAUAUUACCAGAAAAGUUUGUCAUUGUAAAUUCGGGAGGUGCCGGAACAAAAAGUGAGCGCGAGAGGGGGGUGACCUGGGGAGUUCUGAGGUUGUGAGGUACUGGAACGCAUGAGAAAAAAGUGGCAUAGAGCAGUAGAGUAGAGGCACUUACAGAACUUGCACACAUGGGGAAUAUCUUUAGUAGCCUAGGGUCCGGGAAAAAUUGGGCCUUUUAUAAACGCCUUUCAUGCAAUUCUACAUCAUUUUACAUGGCAGAAUCUUUUUUAAUACCGCACAAAUGAUCAAAAUGGUACUUUGACACUGACAAAUUGAGAAUCUGAGAUCAAAAAAACGACCUUGACUUGAAUCCAUCAAUAGCCCAGGACUAGGUGUGUGGAGACACAUAUUGUAGGCUACAAUGAGGAGGAAAUUAGUCCUAAAAAUGCAUUCCAGUUUCACUGACUCACCCAAUGAUGCGCAGCUCACUCGCUGGUGAUGGCUGAUGCACUCGUGCCAAAAGCCUCUCUCUUUCUUGUUUUAUUUUGUAAAACAAUAUUUGGAAGUUGAUCAAAUAUUUUGGUAGCCUACAGCAUAGUCUUCUCUUUUCAGCAUGAGCCAUUUGCUUUCCAACCUGUGUUUUCCCUAAAUUGUAUUUGAAAUAUUUUCUGCAUGCUGUUUUUUCACUGACAGAUUUGCUGCGUGUUCUCGACUGUAGGGUAUUCAGUUGUUAUCUGGCUACAAUCCACAGCUAGGCUAUUUUUUUAAAUAAGCUCUUGAUCCUCUGAUCCGGCUCAAAUUAAGCACUGGUUAUAUUACAAAGUUUGUACAUGACAAUGCUAUUAACCCUGAAUGGAUUGUUCACUCUGAAAUCAAUUUGUCCUUCACAUUUAUACCUCAGAAGUGUCGAAGUUGAGCUGUGCUUUUAUUCCACUUGUAGAUGCUAUGAAGGCCUACUACUGAGACUAAAAGCUUGGCCCAUUACAUUACUGAAGUUUGCAUUGCUCCAAGUCUACAGUUACUAUUUUCUGCACUUUAUGACUCUUAAAUGACUUUAGAAUUAAUUGACUAUAGAGUAAGUCCAUGUAACCAAGGAGUUAGAUUGAAAAGAAAUUAGCGCUAACCGAAGUACGACGUUUCACUGUAAAAAGUUGAGCAGAUAGUAGUAAUGCACAUACUGAGUUCAAUUUGGUAAUAGUAAUUACUCUAGCAACUCACUUCCACCACCCAGGUGCCGACGGACUGAUGGGCGUUUACCUCUUCAUGAUUGGCGCCUACGACCUCAAGUUCCGCGGUGAGUACAACCGCCACGCCCAGGCCUGGAUGGACAGCGUCCAGUGUCAGGUGAUCGGCUCCCUCGCCAUGCUCUCCACUGAGGUUUCCGUCCUCCUUCUCACCUACCUCACCCUGGAGAAGUACAUCUGUAUCGUCUACCCCUUCCGGUAUUUAACCCCGGGCUGCCGGCGCACUGUCUCGAUCCUUCUGAGCAUCUGGUUUAUUGGCUUCAUCAUCGCCUUCCUCCCCCUGGUCUUCAAAGGAUUGUUUAGGAACUUCUAUGGUACCAACGGCGUGUGUUUUCCGUUACACUCGGAGCAGCCUGAGACAACGGGGGCGCAGGUGUACUCCAUCGUCAUCUUCCUGGGUGGGUGUCUUAUCUAAUUCAAUGUUACUGUCAAGGUCAAAUGAGUGUUGUCUAUUUCCAAUGUCAUUCUGAAAUGACAAUUGUUCCAAUGUCACUCUGAAAAGAGCAUUGUCUUUUUCAAUAUAGUUCCAAGUGCUGCUGUUAUUAGAUGUAGCCUACAUUUUAACGUCCUAAUCACGGGGCUCUCUUAUUACAUCAGAGGUUUGAGAAGCAUGCCAGUAGCCGGAGGGUUGCUGCCUGGUUCAACUCCCAAGCCUGACAACAAGGCUGCUGUUGUCAGAAUCCAAACUACCAUAUAAACUGAGUGUACAAAACAUUAGGAACACCUUCCUAAUAUUGAGUUGCACCCCCUUUUGCCCUCAGAACAGCCUCAAUUUGUCGGAGCAUCUACUACAAGGUGUUGAAAGCGUUUCACAGGGAUGGUGGCCCAUGUUGACUCCAAUGUGUCCCACAGUUGUGUCAAGUUGGCUGGAUGUCCUUUGGGUGGUGGACAAUUCUUGAAACACACAGGAAACUGUUGAGCGGGAAAAACCCAGCAGCGUUGCAGUUCUUGACACACUCAAACCGAUGCGCCUGGCACCUACUACCCAGAGGAAGCUGGUGUGAGGAGCUAUAGGAGGACGGGCUCAUUCCAAUGGCUGGAAUGGAAUAAAUGGAACGGAGUCAAACGUGGUUUCCAUAUGUUUGAUACCGUUCCAUUAAUUCCAUUCCAGCCAUUACAAUGAGCCUGUCCUCCUAUAGCUCCUCCCACCAAUCUCCUCUGCUACUACUAUACCCCGUCCAAAGGCACUUCAAUAUUUUGUCUUGCCCAUUCACCCUCUGAAUAGCACACAUACACAAUCCAUGUCUCAAUUGUCUCAAGGCUUAAAAGUCCUUCUUCAACCUGUCUCCUCCCCUUCAUCUACACGGAUUGAAGUGGAUUUAACAAGUGACAUCAAUAAGGGAUCAUAGUUUUCACCUGGAUUCACCUGAUCAGUCUGUCAUGAAGGAGCAGGUGUUCCUAAUGUUUUGUACACUCAGUGUAUACUUCCAUUGUGCCCUUGAGCGGUUUUCUUCAGGGUUUCUACACUGUGGGUGCUAGUGUUCCACUAUCAGCCUUUCAAUGAGGGUUUGGUUGAGAAGACAAAUGUCCAUUAUCGCAAAAUGUUUCAAAGUGUUUUUCUAUUAUCUAUUUUGUUAUCCGUUACAAAGGCAGUACCACAUUAGGCCCCUAAAACAAAUGCAUUGCUUUUGUCUCAUUAAAGUUGCCACACUGGCCUUUGUCCCAUGUGUGUACAACUGCAAUACUUGUUUGAAUUGUGCUGUAAAAGCAAUUUCAUGUUUUACUUUGUAUGAUAAUGGAUCUACCAUUGAAUAAGUUCCAAGGAGCUGAUUAAUUUAUUUUCCCUCAACAGGCCUGAACCUGGUUGCGUUCCUCAUAAUCAUAUUGUCCUACGGGAGUAUGUUCUACAACAUCCAGAGGACAGGGACACAGACGACAAAAUAUAGUAACCACAUCAAAAAGGAGGUGACCAUAGCCAAGAGGUUCUUUUCCAUCGUCAUCACAGACUCUCUUUGCUGGAUACCCAUCUUUGUCCUCAAGAUUCUAUCACUGUUGCAGGUGGAGAUUCCAGGUAGGAGUUUCAGUACUGUCAUAAUCUGACAAUUUGUAUAAUUUCAUACAUUUCAUUUGGAAACCCAGACAGGCUCAAUUUGUAGCCUAUUAAACGUAUGUAGGCUACUAUGCAGUGCCAUCUUACAUCAAAAUAUAAGUCCUUUUUAUUAAUUAAUUAUUAAUAUGCCAUUUAGCAGACGCUUUUAUCCAAAGCGACUUACAGUCAUGCGUGCAUACAUUUUUGUAUAUGGGUGGUCCCGGGGAUCGAACCCACUACCCUGGCGUUACAAGCGCCGUGCUCUACCAACUGAGCUACAGAGGACCACAUUUUUACAGAUAUUAUAUUUGCAUCAUUCAGAUUAGUUCCAUAAUCAAUCCUAUUUCCUGGUUGUAAAUUGAAUCCCAAACUUCCAGGCAGAUGGGUGUUUGCAUGUUUACAAAUGGACCAGCAUCACAGAACAUCCUCCAUCCAUCUACUUCUCUUUCAGCCCACCAACCCACGUCACAUCACCUCACCCCUACUUCCUAUGUAUGUACUGUAUACAGGAAUGGAACUUUUGAGCACUAGCCCGCCGAGUUACUAGAACAUGAUUUCAACUAGCCUGGGUAAAUUAGGGUGCACAUUUUAUGCCAUGCAAUAUUUGAAAAGACAACAUUUCACUGGCCUGACAGGCUAGUUUGGCACAUUUUCUACUAGCCUGGUCUGAAAAGUACUUGCGGGCUAGUUCUAGCUUAAUUUCCAUCCCUGACUGUAUGUUAUACAUAUCGUCUACAGGGAGAAUGGCAUUUUAAAAAACAUAUUUCCGUUGCUCAUAUAGUAAAUGGACAAUAAUGUAAUCUUCUCCUUCUUCCCGAAUAGGAACCAUCAGCUCAUGGGUGGUGAUCUUCAUUCUGCCCAUCAACAGCGCCCUCAACCCCAUACUGUACACCCUGACCACACGGCCAUUCAAAGAGACCAUCCUCCAGGUGUGGGCCAACUACAGGCAGAGGAGACCUCUGAUGAGCAACCACCCAGCCCAUCAACCCUCAUUCACGUUGCAGGAGAUGUGGCCUCUCCAAGAGAACAGCCAGACCCUGACUAAGCCCGGCGCCUACCUGGCGCGUCCCUCAAAAAUAUCCUGCACGUCUCAGCUACCGCCCGUGGAAAGUACAAACGGUGUA
Coregonus sp. 'balchen' is the source of this 40601-nucleotide messenger RNA. The record is from the annotation of a GenBank genome assembly. Lineage: Eukaryota; Metazoa; Chordata; Actinopteri; Salmoniformes; Salmonidae.